AUGUCUGACAAAAACUUGUUGAUUGGAAUUGACGUUGGAGGCACCAAUACCGAUUCGGUGUUGCUUGAUCCCUCCAAGUUUGCAUCCGAAACCCGAGGAGUUAUCGCUUAUCACAAGUCUUCUACUACCGCAGACGUUUCAGGAGGCAUUUCUGAUGCUCUCGAUAACUUGCUGGUUGAGAAAAACGGAUACUCUCCAAAUAAUGUGUUGGCUGUAACCAUCGGAACCACCCAUUUCAUCAAUGCUGUUAUCGAGCAAGAUCGAGCAAGAUUGGCACCAGUGGCCGUGAUCCGUUUAUGUGGUCCCUACUCGAAGGGAUCUGGACCAUUUUCCGAUUUUCCUGCUGGAUUGACGAAAAUCAUCAAAGGUUAUACAGCGUUCGUGAAUGGAGGUCACCGGGUGGAUGGUAACGAAAUCCAGCCUUUAGACGAAGCUCUGAUUUUGGAACAUGCCACUAAGAUCAAAAGUCUUGGAAUCAAGUCGGUGGCUAUUGUUGGAAUCUUUUCCAUCAUCAAUAAAACCCACGAGCAAAGAGCGGCCGAAUUGGUGCGACUGGUGAUGCCCGAUGGUGACAUUGUCAUGUCUCAUACGGUGUCCCGGAUUGGUCUUAUUCCUCGUGAAAAUGCCUCGAUUUUGAAUGCUUCGGUGAUGUCUUUUGCAGGAAAAAUCAUCAGGUCGUUUAUCAGAUCUGUGCGUUCGAAAGGUUUCAAGUGUCCCAUAAUGUUGACCCAGAAUGACGGAACCGUGUUAACGGUGAGCGAGGCUCUUCAAACUCCAAUCCGGACAUUCUCUUCGGGAGCCACCAACUCCAUGAGAGGUGCUGCCUUUCUCUGUGCUCAAGAAGGAGAUAUUCAUGGCAAGACCAUAGUUGUGGUUGACAUUGGUGGAACCACCACAGAUGUUGGUCUCCUCUUACCCUCUGGAUACCCAAGACAGUCUAUGUCGUAUUCUGAAGUUGGAGGAGUUAGAGUUAAUUUUUCAAUGCCUCAAGUCGAAAGUAUAGGUCUUGGAGGAGGGUCGAUUGUGCGGGAAACCAAAGGAGAAAUCACCGUUGGUCCUGAUUCUGUGGGAGCAGACAUUAAGCAAAGAGCCCUUGUGUUUGGAGGUGACACUGUUACGUCAACUGAUGUCACAGUAGCAAUUACUGAAGAAAAGUCCAUGUUUGACCUCGGCGACAAAACCGAAGUUCAGAAUUUGUUCAGUGACUCUUACAAAACCAAGUUCCAGCAGGUGGUCAAGACCAAGUUGGAAAGAGUCAUAGACACAAUUAGAACCAGCCCUGAACCUAUUCCGGUUCUUUUGGUUGGUGGAGGUUCUUUUAUCUCACCAACUACUUUGGAUGGAGCUUCGAGUGUCCACCGACCACCAUACUACCAAGUUGCCAAUGCCAUAGGUGCUGCCUUGGGUAAGUUAUCUGCCUCUCUUCAGAAGAUUGAGGUACUCGACAGCAUUGCUGAUAAAGACACUGUGAUUGAAAAAAUGAAGAAAGAAGUCACUGCUGAUAUAGUUGCCAAGGGCGCAGUUGAAGACUCAGUUGAAAUAGUUGAGCUCUCUUAUGACCCGGUACCAUAUGUGGACAGAACCUAUACUUUUGAGAUUAAAGUAGUAGGUGACAUUGACUUUGAAAAGGUAUCUGAUACGCUUGAAGAGCUUGAAAGUGCAAACAAGACAAGCUUCAUAGAUUCAACUGAAGCCGAGCAAGAGGAUACUUUCCACAAGAAUUCUUCAUACGCUGACAAAGAUGUGUCUCAUGCCGACCAAGCCAAAAUCGACUACCAGGCGUAUAAACCUUUCGUCAACGAACUGAGAGAGUGGAUUAUUUCCGAGACAGACUUGGAGUUUAUCCGGAUAGGAACCUAUAUUCUUGGUUGUGGAGGUGGUGGUACACCUUAUCCUAUCUUUUUGGAGAUGAGAAACAUGCUUCGAGAUGGUGCCAAGGUGAGAGUUAUCAACUUGCACGAUGCUCCAAAGUAUGCCAAAGGUGAAGGAAAGUUCAUCACUGUGGGUUUUGCCGGCUCACCAACAGUUGCUGACGAACAACUCCAAGGUGAUGAACUUUCUGAUGCUGCAAACGCCUUGUUUGACUAUUUGAAAUCAAAGCCAGAUGGAGUGUUCCCGCUUGAAAUUGGUGGUGGAAAUGGGUUCAAAGGAAUGUACUGUGGAGCUUCGACCAAGUUGGAUAUUCCCGUCAUAGAUGCUGAUCUUAUGGGUAGAGCAUACCCCACGCAUGCUCAGAUUCUACCAUGUGCUCUCAAAGACGACUUGUACUUGAAGACCACAUCUGUUUCUGAUGGAAAUGGAAAUGACUUUUUGAUAACUGGAGCCCAGUCCAAUCUCUAUGUGGAGAAAAUGAUGCGUGCUGCUUUGGCCGAAAUCGGUGCUCAUGUGGGAGUGGUCAAUGUUCCAAUGUCCAGCAACGAUUUGGUUGACUACACGGUUCAUCACUCUCUUUCCACUGCUUGGAGAAUUGGCAGAGCCGUUCGUAUUGCUCGCCAAAAGUUUGAAAUCGAAAAGUUGCCAGAAAGAAUCAUUGAGUCUGUUGGAGGCCCAGUUACAGGAAGAAAGAUUUUUGCCGGUAAGAUUGUUGGUAUCGAGAAGAAACUCUUUAAGGGGCAUGUUUAUGGAGAAGUCAUUAUUGAAAACGAGGAAAAGGACAAGAUGGUUAUUCCUUUCAAGAAUGAAAAUAUUGUUGCGAAAGUCCAAAAAAAUGGCUCCAAAACAUGGGAAACGGUUUGUUCGGUUCCUGACUUGAUUUCAGUAUGUGAUGCUGAUAACGGAGAGGCAGUUGGAACUCCAGAAUAUCGAUACGGAAUCAUGGUAUUUGUAUUGGCUUUCUCCCCUUCAGACUUGUGGAUAAGUACUCAGAAGGCUUUGGAUGUUGGAGGACCAAAGUUUUUUGGACCAGCUUUUGAUGAUGUUGAGUACAGUCCCGUUGGAAAGUAUGUGCCACCAGUGUCGGUUAUUGAUGAAUUUGGCAAUUGA
Messenger RNA from Meyerozyma guilliermondii ATCC 6260, 2982 nucleotides. RefSeq lists its product as uncharacterized. NCBI's taxonomy places the organism in Eukaryota, Fungi, Ascomycota, Pichiomycetes, Serinales, Debaryomycetaceae. The transcript has a single exon. Gene Ontology annotation, molecular function: 5-oxoprolinase (ATP-hydrolyzing) activity. The record is from RefSeq and is a predicted model, not a curated record. Gene Ontology annotation, cellular component: cytosol. Gene Ontology annotation, biological process: glutathione metabolic process. The coding region runs from base 1 to 2982 and encodes 993 amino acids.